Molecule: messenger RNA, 654 nt
Organism: Nymphalis io (European peacock)
Lineage: Eukaryota; Metazoa; Arthropoda; Insecta; Lepidoptera; Nymphalidae
Product: V-type proton ATPase subunit e 2-like
Exons: 4
Coding region: 89-343 (84 amino acids)
Biological process (GO): proton transmembrane transport
Cellular component (GO): proton-transporting V-type ATPase, V0 domain; plasma membrane proton-transporting V-type ATPase complex
Molecular function (GO): proton-transporting ATPase activity, rotational mechanism
Source: RefSeq, a predicted model, not a curated record
CCAACUUAAUCUUUUAGUCUCCAUUUUAGGGCAGCUGAUAUUUGUUUGAGUAAAAAUUUUAUGAAAAUAAUUAUAUUAUUGUCCUAAAAUGGGUGCCUCAUUCGUUCCCAUCACGGUUUUCACCGUUUUCUGGGGUGUUAUAGGAAUCGUCUGUCCAUUUUUCGCCCCUAAAGGUCCCAACAGAGGGAUAAUUCAAGUCGUAUUGAUGCUAACAGCAGCUACGUGUUGGUUAUUCUGGCUGUGCGCGUACAUGGCGCAAAUGAACCCCCUUAUUGGACCCAGAUUGAACAACGAGACUCUUAUUUGGAUUGCUCAGACUUGGGGCAAGCCUUACAAGCAAUAAGCAAUCCAGUUCAGCCAGCGUGUGUGAGAAAAGUAAUGAGUGAACAUAAAUUCUAAGCAUUUUGAUUAUUUAUCCUGAUUAUAAUACUUUAAAUAAAUAUUAAACCAACUCCAUCACGGAUGUAUAAUUACAAUGUGUCGUUUUGAAUUUAAUUUAUUAUCUGGAAUGUUUUGCACAGAUUAAAAAUAAAAUGUCAUUCCAUUUCAAACGAAUAGUAAAAAUUUAAUAUUAUUUAUAAGUUUAACUAUUCUGUAUUAUUUAAAUUAUAAAUAAAUAUAUAUACUUUGUUCCAAUAAAUCUAGUUAAAUAAA